Molecule: messenger RNA, 906 nt
Organism: Acanthosepion pharaonis
Lineage: Eukaryota; Metazoa; Mollusca; Cephalopoda; Sepiida; Sepiidae
Source: the annotation of a GenBank genome assembly
AUGAAAGACAGAAUCAAUAGUAUUAAAUUGCAUAAGGUUGAUAUUUUUGAGGGUGUUAGUUACCCCACAAUAUCUAUCUAUCUGGUUCUCAAAUCUGUCUCGGUAUCUAUCUGUCUCGGUAUCUAUCUGUCUCGUUCUCAAAUCUGUCUCGUUCUCUAUCUAUCUUGUUCUCAAAUCUGUCUCGCUAUCUAUCUGUCUCGGUAUCUAUCUAUCUGUCUGAUUCUCAAAUCUGUCUCGGUAUCUGUCUGUCUCGGUAUCUAUCUGUCUCAUCAGUCUCGUUCUCUAUCUCGUGCUCAAAUCUCUCUCGUUCUCAAAUCUGUAUCGGUAUGUAUCUGUCUCGUUCUCUAUCUGUCUCGGUAUCUAUUUGUCUCGUUCUCAAAACUGUCUCGUUUUCUAUCUGUCACGUUCUCAAAUCUGUCUCGGUAUCUAUCUAUCUAUCAUGAUUUAAGACACGACACUACGUGGCCACCCUCUCUAUCUAUCUAUCUAUCUAUCUAUCUAUCUAUCUAUAAUCUCAAUCUUUUCCUUAUCUAUGUAUCUAUCGUAGUUCUAUCUAUCUAUCUAUCUAUCUAUCUAUCUAUCUAUCUAUCUAUCUAUCUAUCUAAAUCAGGCGUGAAACAGAUGAGAGCGUUAUCGUUUCCUCUCUCUUAUCUUUUUUGUUCUUUCUUUCUUUUUCUUCCUUACUUUUUCCUUAAUUUUCCUUUCUUUUUCCUUUCUUUUCUUUUUCUUUUCUUUUUCCUUUCUUUUCUUUUUCUUUUCUUUUUCCUUUCUUUUCUUUUUCUUUUCUUUUUCCUUUCUUUUCUUUUUCCUUUCUUUUUUUUUCCUUUCUUUCUUUCUUUCUUUCUUUCUUUCUUUCUUUCUUUCUUUCUUUCUUUUCUCUCAUUGAAACUAAUCAGUUUGACGUGA